Molecule: messenger RNA, 1070 nt
Organism: Malus domestica (apple)
Lineage: Eukaryota; Viridiplantae; Streptophyta; Magnoliopsida; Rosales; Rosaceae
Product: serine/threonine-protein kinase BLUS1-like
Biological process (GO): protein phosphorylation; regulation of stomatal opening
Molecular function (GO): protein kinase activity; protein serine/threonine kinase activator activity; ATP binding
Source: RefSeq, a predicted model, not a curated record
AUGGCGACUUCUUCGUCUUCUUCCACCCGCCAAGAUAACCCACAAAAGGUCCAAUUCCCGUUGGACUCGGCCGCGUAUGAAAACCUCCAAGAAAUUGGCUCUGGCGACAAGGCUGUCGUCUACAAGGCCGUCUGCAUCCCCAUGAACUCUGCAGUCGUCGCAAUAAAGUCCGUCGACCUCGACCAAUCCACGGCCGAUUUCGAGAGCAAGCUCCGCGACACCAAGACUCUGUCUCUUUCCCACCCCAACAUUCUCAGCAACCAUUGCUCCUUCACCACCGCCGAGCGCCGUCUCUGGGUGGUCAUGCCAUUCAUGGCCUUCGGCUCUCUGCAGUCCAUAAUAAUCUCCUCCCCUGCUUUCCCUCAAGGAUUACCAGAGCCCUGCAUUGCUGUCUUCCUGAAAGAGACGCUAAACGCCAUGUCGUAUCUCCAUGGCCAGGGACACACCCACGGCGACAUCAAGCCCGGAAACAUCUUGGUUGACUCUGAUGGGUCCGUUAAGCUCGCCGAUUUCGGGGUCUCUGCUUCUUUCUACGGCGCCGAUCAUUCAACUGGGACAAACGACACUUCGGCAACGCCAACUGGGACAAACGACACUUCGGCAAUGCCAGAUAGGGUGGCGCCCUACGGAGAUGGAUGCAAGGUGGAUAUCUGGGCAUUUGGGAUCAUGGCACUGGAAUUGGCUCGCGGCUGUCCUCCCCUGUCUGGCCUGCCACCGUUAUUGGAAUCUCAGAUUCUAAAGGUCAAGAACAGGUACCAGUUUUCUGACUACGAAAACAUCAUCAAAGAUUUCAAGAACAAGGAGUACUCUGUGGCUUUCAAGGACUUGGUGGGUUCUUGCCUUGAUCAAGACCCAGCGAAGAGGCCGGCGUCAGAGACACUGCUGAAGCACUUGUUUUUCGAUAACUGCAGGGGCAAGGAUUUUCUGGUGGAGACUGUGCUUCGGCGUUUGGAGAGCGUUGAGGAGAGGUUCAAGAAAAGAAAUAGGGGUUUGGGUGACUUGUUGGGCAAGGAAGAAUAUGGAGGUGAUCAAGCUAAAGUUGGACCCUAAUGAAAGUGAUCAGCAGGAUU